Adelges cooleyi (spruce gall adelgid) is the source of this 1146-nucleotide messenger RNA. Its product is annotated as lipopolysaccharide-induced tumor necrosis factor-alpha factor homolog. The coding region runs from base 200 to 517 and encodes 105 amino acids. Lineage: Eukaryota; Metazoa; Arthropoda; Insecta; Hemiptera; Adelgidae. Gene Ontology annotation, molecular function: zinc ion binding. The transcript is spliced from 3 exons. The record is from RefSeq and is a predicted model, not a curated record.
AGUCCACUAGUGUCAGAUUGUCGGGCGAAUUCGAUACUUUUAUAGAGUUUUUUUUUUAAAAUUAUAUAAUAAAUAUAUAUAUUUUAGCGUUCAACCGAAUUACGAAGCACACCGUUUUUUAAACUACCGUUUACAAAAUCGCACAAUAAUAUUCGCAGUUUUUUAUUUUUUAAAUUAUAUCAUUAUCUUAGUUUAAAAAAUGUAUCCCACAGAUUCGUCAAUGCCUCCACCGCCGUAUCCCGUGCCACAACACGAAGCACAAUCGUCUGUCAUAUUCGUUCAGAAUCCAAUUGUUGGUCCUAAGUCGACUCGCUUGAUCUGCCCAAAUUGCAGGGCCGACGUGUUCACUAGGACUACCGAAAGUGCAACUGCCAAAGCUUGGAUGUGUAGCUUUUUAAUGUUCCUCACCGGACUGUUUUGUUGUUCGUGUAUUCCACUGUGCAUGGAAAGUUUUCAAAAAGUCGACCACCAUUGUCCGUCUUGUGGAGCUUACGUUGGUUCCUAUCAUGUCGAUUGAAUAAGACGCUUUCAUAAUAAUUACCAUACGCCUAUGUCGGCGGAUGUAUUCGCAAUAUUAUCAUUUUCAAAUGUAUGUUUUAUCUAUAAAUAGUAGAAUUGUUACUAUUAUUAUUUUUUUUUAUGUAUAUACAAAAUAAUUAGAACUGUAGUUUAAAAAACAUGAAUUUCAUCUAAUUUCAUCCGCUGGCAAGAACUACACAUCAGCCAAGAUUAUUAUAACGAUCGUAUGAUGUGGGCUAAGUUAAAAAAAAAGAAAAAGCGCUGCCAUUUAAACCGUGUGGAUUGUGUUGUUUUUUUUUAUUGUGUGGCAAUGUCAGGUUGAAGAUAAUCCGUUUGUAAAAAUCAUGUUGAUCUAUUGAUCUAGCCAAGAGGAGUUGCGAGCCCUGCUGAAAAAUUAUAACAAAAUAAACAGUAAUGAAAUCAGCAUAAAACAUCUCUUUAUGCGUUCACUUUUAUACAUUUGGCUAUUUUUUUUUUUUAGCCAAAAUUUAAAUGUUUACUAAAAAUCACACGGAAAAGUAUUUUGGAGAAAUCUAAUAAUUGGCAAUCAUUUCUACACAAUUGUUAAUAAUUAUUGAAAAACAUAUUUUAAAAUUAAGUUUUGACAGGAAAUCAAAAUAUAUUAAU